Linum trigynum is the source of this 1122-nucleotide messenger RNA. The record is from the annotation of a GenBank genome assembly. NCBI's taxonomy places the organism in Eukaryota, Viridiplantae, Streptophyta, Magnoliopsida, Malpighiales, Linaceae.
AUGAGGCGAUUCCACGAGCUCAUUGAUAGAAUCAAGAUAAAUGGGGUCCCAGCCGAUGCCAUCCAGCUGAGGUACUUUCCAUUCACUUUGAAAGGGAAGGCCAAGGAGUGGCUGGACACCAGGCCCCCUGGAUCCAUCACCACAUUCGCCAACCUGGCGGACAAGUUCCUCACUCGCUACCAUCCUCCGUCCAAGACAAAGGACCUGCAGAAGCAAAUUACUCACUUUGCUAAUGAUGAUGAUGAGACCAUCUGGGAUGCUUGGGAGAGAUACACCAGUCUCUUCCUCAAGUGUCCCAACCAUGGUUUUACCGACGCCUUCAAGGUGGGCACCUUCUACCAUGCCCUCUUCCCGAAAGACAAGCAGCUGAUUGACUCGGUAUGUGGCGGGAAUAUGCUCACCAAAACACUGCCACAGCUGAAUCAACUUUUUGAAGAGAUGGCAGAGCAGGGCUAUGACUGGGGAACUACGAGGAGAUCAAUACGAGCACCAGGGCAGGGUGUGCAUGUUGUAGCCACCCAGUCAUCUGAUUUGGUGCAGGUGGUAUCAAAACUGGUUUCAACCAUCGAUCGCUCUGGGAUGAUUUCAGGUACAGGACAACAGCAGGCGAUGCACUGCCAGUGGUGUGAGAGCUCCCAUCACACCGUGGAGGACUGUCAGGCGAUGAGGGAGUCGUCUACCCCCCAGGAGCAGACCACCAGUCCCCUAGGGACCACCAGGCUACCAGAGGCCUCCUUACCAGCCCAGACAAGGGCAAUUUCAGCAGCCGCAACAGCCUCUCUACCCGCCCAGACAGGGGCCAGUUCCACCUCAGUCACAAGUGCGGCCAUUUCAUCAUACAGGGGCAGCACCUGCAACCCAAUACAGAGUGACCCGGUGGCGGAAUUGCGAGAUCUGGUGGGUUCUCUGGCCACCCCCAGUGCAAACAAGUUCAAUAACAUCGAGCAGUUCAUGGAGAAAGCUUCAGGUAAAUUCUUGGAGCUAGAAGCUGGUCAGAGAAACACACAGGUUGUGCUACGGGAUAAUACAGACCCAACUUGGGAGUGUUGCCCAGGCUGUAGCUCAGAGGACUCCUGGUACUCUACCCAGUCAGACCAUCCCUCAUCCACAGGACCCAAAUGA